AUUUAUUUAUUUAUUUAUUUUACUUUAUUCAAUAUCUUAGUACACCGCAAAUAGAAAAAUAAUAAUAUAAAAAUGUAUUUUUGGAUAUUUAUUCUUAUCUUAUCAAACUAUUAUUGCGAUGAUCACGAAGUUAUGCCUAACAACUCAUUUGAACUAUCUGGCUUUUUUAAUGGUUGUAGAUUUUUUAGGUUUGUGUUUUAAUUACAAAAGUUUACACAAUAUAUUAUAAAUAAAUAUAGAUUUUGUUACAAGUGAUUUAUCGACUACUUAUUGUAAAUUUUCAUUUUAUAAUAAAUUAUAAUCACAAAAUAAUCCGUUACGAAGAAAAAAUACUUUCAAAAUGUGGCCAGAAAUAGAAAAGGCGAAAUCGGAAAAUAGACACGAAUUGGUAUUAACCGGUAAAGAAAUAAGUUCAAGAAUUGAUAAAGAUGGAUUGGAUAUAUCAAUAUAUACCUUAACCGGUUUAAAUUAUUUGAGCCUAAGUGAAACAAAUCUAUCUGAAGUUGGUGAUAAUAUUUGCAACUUAAUGAAUUUACAAACUUUGGUGCUACAUUCUAAUGAAAUAAAAAACAUAAAUGAAAACAUAUCAAAAUUGAAUAAGCUGAAAAUGUUAGAUUUAUCUAGAAAUAACAUACAGUCUAUUCCAGACAGUUUUGCAAAUUUACCACUGGUUACUCUAAAUUUAAAUGUAAAUAAACUAGAGAGUUUUCCUGAGUUCACAAAGAAUACAAAACUUACUGUACUUGACUUAUCAAAUAAUAAGUUAAAUCGAUUUCCCCCAAUAUGUUCAGAAGAAUUGAUUAAUUUACUUGAGCUUAAACUACAUGGAAACAAAAUUGAAGAGAUUCCAAAUAAAAUAAGUACUUUGCCAUCAUUGAAAUUACUGGAUAUAAGUGAUAAUAAGUUAAAGACACUUCCUGGGGAGUUGGCAGAUUGUCAGAAGUUAAAAGAACUGAAUUUGAAAGCCAAUCCAAUAUCAGACAGGCGACUUCUAAAGCUGAUAGAUCAAUGUAGGACUAAACAAGUUUUGGAUUAUGUCAAACAACAUUGUGUUAAAACAAUUGUAAAUGAGGAUGGUGGAAAUAAAGGCAAAAAUAGGAAAAAAACUAAGAGUAAAGAAACAGAUGAAGAAGAUAAUGAUUCUACUAAUUACAAGUAUUCUAUAAAUGUUAAAAAUUAUAAUGAAGACUUUAAGGUAGUAAUAAUGAAUGCUGUUAAGACUGUACGGGAACAUUUCUUAGGUUGUAUUGUGAAUAAUGUAUCUUUUACCGAUGAUACAUUCAAAAGAUUUAUUCAGUUACAAAAUAAGUUACAUGACACUGUUUGUGACAAAAGAAUUGCUGCUACAAUUGCAACACAUGAUUUUAAUAAACUGCCCCUUGGUAACCUAAUUUAUACCACAGCUCUACCAAGUGAUCUCAUGAUAAAACCUCUAAACAGGAGCAAUGUAAUGAGUGGAUCUGAUUUGUUUGCUAAACUUCAGACAGAAGCAAAUAAUUUAAGAAAGGAAAAGAAGAGAAGCACAUACAGUGGGAUCCACAAAUACUUGUACCUUAUUGAAGGAAAAUCCCAAUAUCCUUGUGUAUUGAAUUCAAAAAAUGAAGUUGUAUCUUUUCCUCCAAUAACAAACUCGGAUAUUUCUAAAAUUGAAACUACAACCACACAUAUUUUUAUUGAAGUUACCAGUUCAGUGUCUCAACUUGUAUGCAAAAAUGUUUUAAACAACCUUGUAAAAGAUAUGGUACUACUUUUUGAAAAAGAUUUGAAUGUGCAGCAGGUGAGAGCUGUAGAUCAGAGUGAACAAUUAAAAAAUUUGUAUCCUUCAAAGAAUGACCUUAUUUUUGAUAAAGGAGUGCCUAUUAAAAUUUGUAGGGAAUAAAAUGUAUCUAUAAUAUCUAAAUUACAUUUUAAUAUGCUGUUAUCAAAUUCAUAAAUUUGAUGUGGGUUAAAAACUAAUUAAAAAUUAUUGUCUCUUUGUCUGUAAGAAUAUACUCCUAUUCUUUCCCAUUAAGAAUGGGACAUAAAACAGUUGAAUAUUCUGAUUAAAAAUGUGACGAUUAAAGGAAACAUGCUUAGGUAAAAUGUUACUAGUUUCCGAAAUAUAGGGUGUUAAAGUUGAAAAUCCAAAAAUUAUUAAUGACUAUAUUUUUUAUUAUUUAGUAUAAUUUUACUAAAUUCAGCAGACGUUUUUGGUGUCAUAAUAUCAGCAAAAAAAUCAGUUAAAUAAACUAAGUGGUGUACGACAUAGGUAACACCUCCCUUCUAAAUAUUACCCCUCGUAUUUGGACUAUCAUUUUUUUAUGUUUUUUAAAUAAGUCAACUACUAUUGUUGGAAGUGACUCGUUUUCAACACGUUCACUCUAUUUUAUUUGGAAAUUUUGAUAUUUUUUAUAGUUGUUUCGGAAACAAGUAACAUUUUACCUAAAUGUUUGGUUUAUUUUUUUUAAUCAGAAAUUCUUUAGUUAUACCAUGUCCUAUUCCUAAUGGGAGACCCUGUAUACAAGGAGUAAUCUAAUUUUUAUUGUUAAAAAUGUAAUUAUUUUUAAUGACAUCUGGUAAUAAUGGAAAGUUACCAUUUCAUGUAUUUAUUCAUGAAAGUUAUGAUCCAGAAACUACAUUUUAGUUAUAUUUAAUUUAAAUAAUUUUCAGUUAUAAUCGGGUAUCAAUUUAUUUUUAAACCAGUUUUGUGCUUGCUUCAGUUAUAGGUUUUUUUUUCAAUUAGGUAUAUUUUAAUGUUUUUCAUUUUUAUUUACCUUUACAUGCUUUAUAUAUUUAUU
Molecule: messenger RNA, 2777 nt
Organism: Psylliodes chrysocephalus
Lineage: Eukaryota; Metazoa; Arthropoda; Insecta; Coleoptera; Chrysomelidae
Source: the annotation of a GenBank genome assembly